AAUUUUGUUUUUAUUUGUUACGUUCAUCGUUUUCGUACAGAAUUGGUCAAUUUCGAACCCUCUCGAAAGAAAAAACUAGGUCUAUAAAUAGCGCUUCGAUUUCGAUCCUUCUCAUAUCAGGGGGAAAAAAGUGAUUUGUUCGAAGGUUCGAAUUGGAGCACAGAAAAAAAAGUUUUAAGAAAACCGUGUUGAUCGAUUGUUAACGCCGAUCACGGUCGCCGUUCGGGAGCUGAAAGUUCGUUGUUGUUUUCUGUCAAAUUCUAUUGCUGAUUCCUUGAAUUUCAAUUAUUUCAUCUGUGUUUACUCCUGUCACUUGUUUUGUGUAUUAUUUGCGUUAUUUUCUGUAGGUAACGUGCAUGUGUUUCUUUUCUCUCUCUAAUUUUUGUAUGCUGUUCUGUUUGAGGUUCUGAUUCUAAAUAAUGCGAGUCGUGAAUUCUGUGAAAUUUUAGAUUUUUAGCUGUUGCUUGUGUUGGUUGUGACAUGAUCAACUCUAUUUAGCUGAUUACCAUGUUGUGCUCUGCGGUUAAGAUACUCGUUUAUGAUCUUAGAAGCUAUUACUUUUACUUAGUGAGAUGGAGAGGGACAUUUUUUAGUGAUAGUCAAUGACGUAAUUCUAUAGGGUAUUACGUUUGGAAUAAGCACCUUCAACAUUGAGAAAGGAGAGGAACAUUAAGGGAGGUUUGAGCUUUCAAGGCUUAUAUAUAAGAAGUAUAUGUGUUUAAAUUAUUCAGGUUAAGAUAGUUGGGAAUCUUAUAUAAAGAAUAGGGAUAUAUGUGAGACAGUGAAAGGUUGAGAGGUUCACAAUUUAGGAGGAUGAACUUGGAUGAGUGAUUUGGCAUGUUUGGUUCCGUUUGGAAAUGUCCAAAUCGUGGUUUGGGCUCAAGGCUUUGCUCUGACCAUGGUUUUGGAGUUUCAGACGGAAAUCCGAACAUGUUUUGUAGUUUAGAAAGCUUCGAUGAAGAAGUUUUUUGCAGGGAAAUGCAGUUUGCAAGAAAGUGAAGCAUCCAGUUGCAGAUACUAGGACUUGCAGGGACAUUGGUAGUUAUUAUUUUGAAGGGGUGAGUGGCGAUUAGAUCUUUUGUUGCUUUAGCCAUGUUGUGAGAUGCAGCUUGUAAUCUGUUGUGAGAUGCAGCUUGAAGUCUUAUAGCCGUGUCCUUAUACUUAUGCUACCUUAUGGUUCGUUAUAUGCUACACGAGUUCGAUACAGCCUGAAGCCAGUUUUGAUGAUGUGAAGUUUGUAACUGGAGCUCGCCUUUCGCCUGAUCUGUAGAAACUAUCCUAUUGUUUCUCUGCCCCACCCACAAUUAAUAGUGAAAAGGUUGGCUUGAUGCUACGCCCAUUGUUUGACCUCACAUUUGAAUAGUUGACCUGCUCUCUUCCGUGCCAAUCUUCCUUCUUUCUUCUUCCAGCCUUCAUUUUUGUCUAGGCUAGUAGAAGAAACGACCCUGCUGCUGCACCCCCAAUAUCGAUAACCUACCCUUGGUUAUUGUCUUGGCAGUGAACGAGUUCUUCAGUGUCAACUGCCAAGUGACCUAGCUAACUAUGUAAAGAAGAGAAAAUUUCUAAUAAGACAAGGAAUCCACCAAGGUGCUGGAGAUAUGAAGUUCUGUUAGGUAAUUGCUAUUGUUAAGUGUCUGUUCAGGUAGGAUUAUCUGUUCAGGUGGAAUCCAAUACACUUCUGCCUAUUAAGGUAGGAUUGUCCUUCAUGGACAAUAAAAAUCGACACAUGUGCUAUUUUUUUAAUUAUUUUUUGAGAUGCCUUUGAUUGAGUGGUUUAUUGAUUUCAACAUAGGUUGGAGUAUCUAUUGGUUGGCUCAACUAUAGUUGGAUUUGGUUCUGGGACUGGGACUCGAGAGUUCAUCAAGAAAUCAAGUGAUCAUUCUGCUGUUGGUUUCUAUUUACAUCUGGCAGCUGCAAGUUUCCCAGUGCCAACUUAUAGUAAUAUAUGGAAUUCUUGUAGAUAGACUAAUUUUCAAUUGCUGAUUGGAGCUGCAUGAUUCAAUUUGUGUUGUUGUUGGUCCGCGGCAGUGUAGAAGAAAGCAACAAUACAUUCGGUGUUUACCUGGCUUGAUGGGGUGACUGAGUAUGCCUUUAGAAGUUUUAGGAUUAUUUCUAAACUUGUCCCUACAUGCAGGUCCCUAAGCUCACUCACUGCUUCUAGAUAUUUGGUAAUAUUACCCGAGGUAUAAUGGGAGAGGUGGCAGUAAUGCGCUCUGAGCCACUGCAGUUUGAGUGCAAUGAUAUGAAGCAUCUGACAGAGGGAGACGCUUAUGCCACAGAAUCAAAUGCAGAGAUUGAUCAUAGGGAAGAAUCAAGCCAAUCAACUGAUCAUGAAAAGACUAAUGACUUGCGUGAGAAAGGAUACAUGGAGUACGGAUGUCAACAUUAUCGGAGAAGAUGCUGUAUCAGGGCCCCUUGUUGCAAUGAGGUUUUUGAUUGCCGCCACUGUCACAAUGAGGCAAAAAAUGAUAUCAGCAUUGACCAGAAACUUAGACAUGACAUUCCGCGCCACCAAGUCAAACAGGUGAUAUGUUCACUUUGUGGGACAGAACAAGAGGUGCAGCAGAACUGUAUCAAUUGUGGUGUACCCUUCUUUCCCUUUUCUUUUUCAUGUUUAAUUUACCCCAUAAGACUUCUGCUUUAAUACUGUUUUACCGUCUUAUAUCUGUUUUUCUUCCAUUUGAAGCAGGUAUCAAAGCAACAAUAUCAUUGCGAUGGAUGUGGAAUUUGCAGAACUGGAGGACGUGAGAAUUUCUUCCACUGCUACAAGUGUGGUUGUUGCUAUUCAAUCCUGCUAAAAGAUAGUCACCCUUGCAUUGAAGGAGCAAUGCAUCAUGAUUGCCCCGUUUGUUUUGAGUAUUUGUUUGAAUCCAGAAAUGAUGUCACUGUUAUGCCCUGUGGACAUACAAUCCAUAAGAGCUGCUUGGAUGAAAUGAGAGAACAUUACAAAUAUGCAUGCCCUCUGUGCUCAAAGUCGGUGUGCGAUAUGUCGAAGGUUUGGGAGAAAUUUGACUUGGAGAUGGCUGCUAUACCGAUACCUGAACCAUAUCAGAAUAAAAUGGUUUGGAUCUUGUGCAAUGAUUGUUGCAAAACAUCUCGAGUUCAGUUCCAUUUUGUGGCUCAAAAAUGUUUGAACUGCAAAUCCUACAACACACGACAGACCCGAGGCCGAGACUGCUGAAGCAAGUGGGGGUAUAUUUUGAGUUGGAAGUCUAAAUCUGAUUUCACUUGAGAGUCCUGUGAAAACAACAUGUCAAGUGAAGACGUAAUGCACUUUGUGGGAAUUGGAAAAUUGCAUGCUGAUCCAAUAUUCAAUAGGAAGGACA
Molecule: messenger RNA, 3326 nt
Organism: Arachis duranensis
Lineage: Eukaryota; Viridiplantae; Streptophyta; Magnoliopsida; Fabales; Fabaceae
Product: probable E3 ubiquitin-protein ligase RZFP34
Exons: 10
Biological process (GO): ubiquitin-dependent protein catabolic process; protein ubiquitination
Cellular component (GO): nucleus
Molecular function (GO): zinc ion binding; ubiquitin protein ligase activity
Source: RefSeq, a predicted model, not a curated record